UUCAGAUAUAUUCGUCGGGGUUAAAAUAUCUUGGGUAUAAAUAAGUAUAAAUAAAAAUAAAAAAUUUAGAUAGGCUAGCGGGUUCUAGCUAGUUUUCUUAUAGCUUGGUUCAUCUAAUCGUCUACAGUAAUUUAAAUGGUUAAGAGUUAUAUACAGACUUUUUUCCUCGGAACACAUUUCAAUUUUUCUAUUAUACUAUAUUUUUUAAUUUCCAUUCUCUUAUGCAUCACACUCAACAUUCACUUUUUUUUUAAUUGUUUUCUUGCACUCAAUUUUUUACAUUUGUUUUAUAUAUACAAAAGUUCGAGCAUUAAACGGAAAAUGAGAUAUAUAUAUAUAAUAUAUAUAUAUAUCACUUUUUAAACAUCAAUUCUUUUUUUACUGUAAAUUUUUGUAAGAAAUAGAAUAAAAUUAUUAAAUUUU
Messenger RNA from Rhizophagus irregularis DAOM 181602=DAOM 197198, 423 nucleotides. The record is from RefSeq and is a predicted model, not a curated record. NCBI's taxonomy places the organism in Eukaryota, Fungi, Glomeromycota, Glomeromycetes, Glomerales, Glomeraceae.